GCAUAGGGUAGGAAACUUACCUAAGAAGGCGCGAGCGACUCUCUUUAUUGGCUACUUUAUCAUUCCCUACAACUUACUUCCUGAUAGUACUUCACUGCACUCUCUCCCUCACCCCCCGCCUCUCUCUCUCUCUCCUAUAUAUUGAGUUCAAUGGACGUUGAAAUCGGAGAAUUGGCUUCACUAGAUUCUGUUUCGAAGAAGCUUAAACAGAGUGAGGAGGCUAUGGACGAUAUGGAGAAUUCUACUAGUGUAGCUGGUUCAGCAUCUGGAUCUCUUAACUUGCACAAUCUUAAUGGUUCACGUUCUGACAUGUCAUGCGAGGAAGAUGACAAUGAUGGUGAAGAUGCAACUGAUGAUGACUGCGAUAUUUAUGGGGAUGAUGGUGACAACUAUAUGUAUGGUGACGAUGAUGUUUAUUCGAGCUUGCAGGAACAAUUUGAUAAUGUGGAUUUGCCUACUGGGGUGGAGGCGUCAGUUUCUUGGUUAAGUGAUCCUACUCCAGGUUCAAAUAUUUCGACUCAUGAGAGUGUUCUGGUUGAAGGUGGCAUGGUGAGUCACUCUGCAAGUGCAGCAGCACAUGCUCUUUCGAUUCCGGCUUGUUGCAAAACUGAGGCCAUUGCUUCAAGCAGUUCAUCAGCUUUUGCAGAAUCGAGCUGUAAUGAGAAGGGGAAAGAGGAAAGCAAAGUUGAAAUUAUGAAGAAGUAUCUAGAUUUCAAACGAUUUGACGUUGUUGAUGAUUGUUCUGAUCAUCACUAUAACAGAACAGGCUUUGAAGGACAACAGCCCCCCAAGGAAUGGAGCAAGAAAAUUCAGGAUGAGUGGAAAAUUCUAGAGAAGAACUUACCUGAAAUGAUAUAUGUAAGAGUUUAUGAAUCAAGGAUGGAUCUUUUGAGGGCUGUUAUUGUAGGACCACAAGGCACUCCUUACCAUGAUGGUCUAUUUGUCUUCGAUGUUCUCUUCCCUCCUAGCUAUCCAGACAUACCACCAAUGGUUUACUACUAUUCUGGUGGCUUGCGAUUAAACCCAAACUUGUACGAAUGUGGGAAAGUCUGUCUCAGCCUUCUUAACACUUGGACUGGUAAAGGAAAUGAGAAUUGGGUGCCAAAUUCAUCAACAAUGCUGCAGGUCUUGGUGUCUAUUCAAGCAAUUAUUUUGAAUGCAAAGCCCUUUUUCAACGAGCCUGGGUUUGAAUCGACAUAUCUUGGGGCAGAGGGAGAGAAGAAGUCCAGGUCAUACAAUGAAGAUGUAUUUGUCUCAUCCUUGAAAACGAUGGUAUACACUCUUAGAAGGCCUCCAAAGCACUUCGAUGAUUUAGUGACAGGUCAUUUCCAUUCUCAUGCACAUGAUAUUCUUUCGGCAUGUAGAGCAUACAUGGGGGGUGCAGUAGUUGGUUCCGUGGUCAAGGGAAAGAUCCAGGAUGGUAGCAAAAAGGGCACCUCGUCAGAGUUUGCGGCUUCUAUAAGGGGAAUGAUAAAUGGUCUUGUUUCAAGCUUCACAAAGAUUGGUGCUGAAGACUGUGAGCAGUUCCGCUGUUCUUGAUAAUAGUUUCUCCAGUGGGUCUUAAAAUAAUGCGUACGGGGGAGGAGGAUGGUAAUUUGACUUGUCAAUGCUUUUAUCUAUGUCGAUUUGACGGCUUUUUAUUAGCAGUUUGGAAGAAAAAUGUGACUCUCUUUGGGAUCCAAAAGUGAAAAUGUUUGGAUGGUAUAGGCUCGAGGACAAGUCUCCCUACUGGAUAUGGUACCCUGCCUUGCAUUUCUGACUAAAUCCUACGUACUUUUCAUAUGAUUGGAGCAAUGAAUAACAGCAUUCUUGUCUUGUUUGAUUGAUACUUUAAUCACACGGACAUAGUGAAAUGUGUUAAUAACAUGCAUGGUUUGGUUGAA
Olea europaea var. sylvestris is the source of this 1883-nucleotide messenger RNA. RefSeq names its product putative ubiquitin-conjugating enzyme E2 38. NCBI's taxonomy places the organism in Eukaryota, Viridiplantae, Streptophyta, Magnoliopsida, Lamiales, Oleaceae. The record is from RefSeq and is a predicted model, not a curated record. The transcript has 6 exons. The coding region runs from base 151 to 1539 and encodes 462 amino acids. Gene Ontology annotation, molecular function: ubiquitin conjugating enzyme activity.